AUGACGACCGCAUCCACCGAGACCAGCACCGCGCUGAGCGCUGAUCCAUUGACCCUGAUCGAUGUAGACCAUGUCCGUUUCUAUGUGGGAAACGCGAAGCAAGCCGCGUAUUUCUACGCGCACACCUUCGGAUUCCGGAUCGAUCAGAUCGCGGACCUUACCACCGGCUCGCGCACCGAAGCGGACUACCUGCUCACGCAGGGGAACAUCCGCAUGCUCUUAACGACACCGCUCACCAAAGAGCAUCCCGCCGCCGAAGAGCUCAAACGCUACGGCGAUGGAGUCAAGGAAGUCGCGCUGACUGUUCAAGACGCAACCGCCGCGUACGACCAAGCGAUCGCCAAUGGCGCCGAGUGCGCCCAAGCACCUCGCACGCUCGAAGACGAGAAGGGUAGUGUCACCGUCGCGUCGAUCAAGAUCUACGGCCGCGUGAUCCACACCUUCGUCUCGCGUACAGGAGAGUACGAGUACGAGAAGCUGCGUCAGGGAGGUCUGUUCAUGCCGACCUUCCAGAAGAUCGACUCGCCGCUUAACAAGUACAACGAAGAGAAUCCGUGUGGUCUGAUGUACUGCGAUCACUUCGUCGGAAAUGUCGAAGACGGCAAGAUGAACCAUUGGGUCAAGUGGUACGAGGAUGUCAUGGGGUUCAAGAUGUUCAAGCACUUCGAUGAUGCGGACAUCUCCACUGAAUACUCCGCGCUCAUGUCCAAGGUGAUGGCGAGCGGCAACAACCUCAUCAAGAUGCCGAUCAACGAGCCCGCGGAAGGUCUGAAGAAGUCGCAGAUCCAGGAAUACCUCGAAUGGCACGACAUGACCCCCGGCGUGCAGCACCUCGCGUUCCGCACAGACGAUGAACUCUCGACCGUCGCCGAGCUCCGCCGUCGUGGUGUGGACUUCCUGAACAUGCCGGACACUUACUAUGAGCUCGUCUGGGAACGCGUCAACAAGAUGCUCAAAGACCACGGCCACGAUGUCGUCAAGGAAGACCACCAACGCGUCCGCGAUCUGGGAAUCCUGGUUGAUGCGGACGAUGAGGGGUACCUGCUCCAGCUGUUCACCAAGCCGCUGCAGGACCGUCCGACCUUCUUCAUCGAGAUCAUCUGCCGAAGGGGAUCACAGAGCUUCGGGAAGGGGAACUUCAAGGCACUGUUCGAGUCAUUGGAACUUGAACAGGAGCGGAGAGGGAAUCUGUAA
Symbiodinium sp. CCMP2592 is the source of this 1194-nucleotide messenger RNA. The record is from the annotation of a GenBank genome assembly. NCBI's taxonomy places the organism in Eukaryota, Dinophyceae, Suessiales, Symbiodiniaceae.